Molecule: messenger RNA, 798 nt
Organism: Rhodofomes roseus
Lineage: Eukaryota; Fungi; Basidiomycota; Agaricomycetes; Polyporales; Fomitopsidaceae
Exons: 3
Coding region: 1-798 (265 amino acids)
Source: RefSeq, a predicted model, not a curated record
AUGUUGCCGCCCGCGCUCCUCCUCCUCCUUUCGACUUUGCUCUCGCGGGCUGUCGCAUUACCAGCCGAGUAUGGCUCGGGCCAGGUUGUGAUCGAGGGUCCUCGGAUACAGAGAGAGUACGAGAACGGAGAGCUACCUCCGGUGGAGAACACGCCGGGAUGGGUGGACCCGAGGCUGAGCGGCGGCAGGUUGCUCGAUUUUACGACGAAACACUUAGGCGAACCGCUGAAUGUCGUCAUCUCUGCCCUCUCCGACCCCUUCAUACUCACUGAGACUGGCUUGCACACGUACGCGAAGUCCAUCGGCUUCUCGAAGGAGUGUCUCGGUCUGCACUACGGUCACAUCCACGACGCCGACCUGGGCGACGGGCUCGGCCGCAAGCCAGAGCAGAUUCUCUUUCGCCAGAACUACUUCCCAGUCAUCGGGACAUGCUGGGAGAGCGUGCGGGGCGGGCAUCAUUUCCGGGCGUGGAAGCAGAACGGAACUAUCGCGAAUAGCGGGGCGUGGUUCCUUGGGUUCGUCCUUUCGUCUUCUGCUUUCGAACCCGACCUCACGUCCCGGCGCAGGGCAUCGCUGGAGAAGGACUCCUCCAAUAAUCACCUCAUCGAGGAUGAUGGUUACAACCUUGGGCGAAACCAUAUCGUUGAACAAGCGACCGCUGGCAGUCACUGGCAAGGUAUGUGGUGGAGUGCCGACGUAGAGUGGAGGCGAGGCCUCCUCGAGAAGGGUAGCCGAGGCGUCAAUCACGACAUCGAACAAGACGGCCUUGUCGCCAUCCUCACCGUUGUACGGCUCUGA